AACAGGCUGUCAGGGUUGUGGCCGUUGGAUGUGGAUGUGACGGGCGGCGGCGAUGCGUCUCCCUGGUCUUUUUCUUUCACAGUGUAGUGCCCGGGAGCGCCAAUGGAGGCGCCAUUGACAGGCCGCGUGUCGCUGCGCGGCGCCAGCGCCAAGGAGGAUUCCAGGGAUGUGUUGCUGGAGAAAAUCGCCAGGGAUCGAGCUUCUCGAGUCCUCCAGAGGAGAACGCUGGCAGCAACACUGACGGUUCAGAGGAUCUGGAGGAGCCGCCGGGCGGCGAGAAUUGCCGUGAAUGCCAUCCAGCUGCUGUGGGACGAGCGGGUUGAGGAAAUUCAUCGAUCGGGCAUUGUCAGUGCCGAAGCGUUUGCAGAUGAUAUUCUCAGGCCAUUUAUCUUCUUUACGAGGAACUUAAGCUGGCUUACACGAAGUUUCUUCGUCAAGGAUCUCCAGCGCGUCUCAAUUUGUUUCCAAGCUCUUCUUCAAAGCGUAAACUUUCCAGAUGCCAGGAAUUUUUGCAAACUUGCUUGCGGCACACCGAGUCGAAAAACUCAGUGGUUCUAUCAAGUUCAUCGACUCUUAACAAUCUGCUCGGCUAUUCUCAUAGGAAGGCGACGUAGCGAUGCGGUUUCCACUUCCUUACUGGCACUGGCCAUGCGACUAUUGGUAACACUGACCGAUUCGAAGUUGUGGAACGGGUUUGAGGACAGACAGCGAGAAACAGGUGCCGUAACUUCAGAGAUAGUGCAGUGGUUUGGAGCAGGAAACAGCGGGUUUUACUACGCAGCUCAUGCGUAUCUAAUGGAAGGCAAUACGGCAGAUCUUGAAACCAAGGAAAGCUUCUUAGUGACUGCCAGUUUGAUCACCAUGGCAUUUCGUCCGUUCCACGCUAUUGCUGCCGAGCUUUCGUGUCAAAGGUACGCUCGAGAUUUGGAAGACUGGAAAGGCAAAGCAGCAGCACAAAUAUGUAGACACGUUUUAACAGUUCCAUGCCUCAUAGAACGUCUUCCUGCAGGUCUCGUUCCUGCCUUUCAACAUGAAAAUGUUUUGGCUGUUUGCCUUCGCGCGUACAAGACUUUUGGCAUUACCGUUUUGUCAGAAAAGGACAGCAAUGUUCCACAUCAAGCAUGGAGUCUCACCAACGUCGUAAGCAUUGUUUCAGUUGGAUCUCUGAGCGAACCAAUGUACAGUCAUUUCGUGGAAGCAGUUUGUUGCCUCCUGCACAGUAUGAUACCUUGGAUUGAGGAAGUUCGAGAGAGGAAAAGAAGUUAUGAAGACUCCGGCGAUGAGGAUACUGAAGAUUAUACCGAGCUGCAUUCUCGGUGUGGUGGCGCUGCUUUGGACUCCUUCAUUCGUCUCCUAAGACCACUGUUUGAUCAACGACAAGUGUUACAGCUUUUCGAGAAGGCUACAUCAUCAUCCGUUGGGCUCCCAAACAUUGCAAGGCUCUACUCUUACUUGCUCACAACAUUCUCAGUUUUGAACUUUGGAGGAGGUGCGCUACCCGUGCUAAACGUGCUAGCAUUUACCAAGGAACUUCUUCCGCAGCUUUGGAACUGGUUCAUGAGCAGCAUACAACUAAAAAUUGUGAAGAUGCCAGAGAGCAGGGGAGCCUUACCAGCAAAAGAACAGAGUUCACGUCAACUUUCAAGCAAGCUGGCUAAUACUUUCCUGAAGAGAACAAAGUCUGCCUCCAGCGAGUCCAUUUCUGAAGUGCAUGACGAUGGUCAGUGGCAUAUUGAACAGUUGAAGGGUGGCCCGGCUGCUCUUUCAGAGGAUGCAGCUUCAGUUCUAACGCUUUUCUGCACGCUGUAUGCGCAUUUGCUACUCGUUCUUGACGACAACGAGUUUUACGACAAGCAGGUUCCCUUUUCCAUCGACGAGCAAAGGCUGAUAAGUGCUGCUCUAAACACUAUGCUCUAUCAUGGCUUCUUUUUGGCUGGAAGGACUCAAUAUGCGACGCUGAUGGAAGCUUCGACUAGGUGUUUACGAGCAUUGUAUGAAAGGGAUAGCCGGCGCAGCUUCUGCCCAGCUGCAUUAUGGCUUGCGCCUGCCACGGAAAUGCGACCUGCUAUUGCUGCAGCUGCAAGAGCACACGAAGCCGCGUCGGUCUCGAAAGCGGGAGAAGCGUCAGCAAUUGGCUCCAUAUUGACGACCAUGCCUCACGUGUUACCAUUUGAGGAGAGAGUGCAAAUCUUUCGGGAGUUUAUCAACAGCGAUAAAACUUUGAGGAAAAUAGAAGGGGAAAUAGUAGGACCGGGUCCCGGUUCGACAGAGAUUUCGAUUCGAAGAGAUCGUAUUGUCGAAGAUGGCUUUCAACAGCUUGGUGCCUUGGGCGCAAGAUUUAAAGGCUGCAUCAACGUUUCCUUUGUGAACGAGCAUGGUCUUACGGAAGCAGGGCUCGACUAUGGCGGGCUUUUUAAAGAGUUCCUUACGGACUUGGCGAAAGCUGCAUUUGAUCCUGGUUACGGCUUGUUUCAACAAACUGCCACGGAAGAACGGUUUUUGUUUCCUCAUCCAGCUGCGAGCAGCCUUGGUCAGGGAUUACGAACGAUUGAGUUUUUGGGUCGCAUCGUUGGGAAGGCCUUGUACGAGGGUAUUCUGCUGGAACAUUUAUUUUCUCCAGUAUUCGUAUCCAAGAUCCUGGGUCGUUACUGUCCUAUUGACGAUCUCUCUAGUCUCGAUGGAGAACUUCAUCGGAAUCUGAUGUACCUCAAGAAUUAUGAAGGUGACGUUUCAGAUAUGGCUCUGGACUUCACUGUAACGGAAGAAUAUUUUGGAAAGCGAAAGGUUAUUGAUCUGGUGCAGGGAGGAGACAAAAUCCCUGUGACUGACGCUAACAAGCUGCAGUAUGUCCAUGCUAUGGCCGAUUACAAGCUAAAUCGUCAGGUGCGACCAGUAGUUAAUGCGUUUGUGAGAGGCCUUACGGAUUUAGUCUCUCCUUCGUGGCUGGGUUUGUUUAAUGCCAAGGAAUUUAACCAGCUUCUUUCAGGUGAAGAGCACGACUUCGACGUGAACGACUUGAAGGCCAACACCCGGUACACUGGAGGUUACAGUGUAACCAGCCGCACGGUCAAGCUGUUUUGGGAGGUGCUUGAGCAACUCGAUGUCAAAGAAAGAUGCGCUGUGCUCAAAUUUGUAACGAGCUGCUCUCGUGCACCUUUGCUGGGAUUUAAACACUUGCAGCCUCCGUUUACAAUCCACAAGGUGACAAGUGAUGCUCCAGUGUGGACGUUUCUAGCUGGCCAAGAUGUCGAUCGACUCCCAAGCGCGUCUACCUGCUAUAACAUAUUGAAGCUACCUGCAUACAGGCGCAUUGGAACUCUCAGAGAAAAGCUUCAGUACGCAAUCCGCUCCAAUUCUGGUUUUGAGCUUUCCUAACUCCAAUUUAAUAUUAAUCCAAGCCAAAAAAUUAAUGAAAUGCCACGUCAUCUCAAAAGGUUA
This is a messenger RNA of Selaginella moellendorffii, 3438 nucleotides long. RefSeq names its product E3 ubiquitin-protein ligase UPL7. The coding region runs from base 103 to 3375 and encodes 1090 amino acids. The transcript has 14 exons. Gene Ontology annotation, biological process: protein polyubiquitination; ubiquitin-dependent protein catabolic process. Gene Ontology annotation, molecular function: ubiquitin protein ligase activity. The record is from RefSeq and is a predicted model, not a curated record. NCBI's taxonomy places the organism in Eukaryota, Viridiplantae, Streptophyta, Lycopodiopsida, Selaginellales, Selaginellaceae.